AUGGACCGCUGUUCUAUAAUUCUGCUUGUACUAUUAUUAUACUCCACCGAUGCCUACAAGUUCCUAGUUUACUCGCCUAUCUUUGCCUAUUCACACACAAAUUUUAUGGGCGCUAUAGCGGAUACACUUACAGAAGCUGGCCAUGACGUGACCGUCCUGAUGCCGGUAUUAGACAAGGAGCUAGAGCAUUUUACUGGAUUGAAGCUGACAACGAAAAUCAUCAAAACACCAACAGAUCCAAGAGUGGAGGAGAGAAUGAAAUACAAGUCAGUCAUGUUUGCCAACAUGUGGACAAUGCAGUCUAGCAUUUUCAGACUCAUGCAGGUGAGAGAAACGAAUAUCGUGCACAAAUCAAAGGAACGUGAAUUCUUCCCGUUUCUUUAA
Messenger RNA from Cooperia oncophora, 384 nucleotides. NCBI's taxonomy places the organism in Eukaryota, Metazoa, Nematoda, Chromadorea, Rhabditida, Trichostrongylidae. The record is from the annotation of a GenBank genome assembly.